GAAGGAGGGAGUAGAGGUUCAGAGUUGUUUAGCGCAGAAAAACGAGUCAACACAGAAAACUGAAAGCUGUUAGUGUUUUCUUUCUCCGAUCAGUUUCAUUGGUACGAUGCCUUCCCGAAGAAGAACUCUCUUGAAGGUCAUCAUUCUCGGUGACAGUGGGGUGGGGAAGACAUCUUUGAUGAAUCAAUAUGUGAAUAAAAAGUUUAGCAAUCAGUACAAGGCAACCAUUGGAGCUGAUUUUUUAACCAAAGAAGUGCAAUUUGAAGAUAGGCUUUUCACCUUACAGAUUUGGGAUACAGCUGGACAGGAAAGAUUCCAAAGCUUAGGAGUUGCUUUCUAUCGUGGUGCUGAUUGCUGUGUCCUCGUAUAUGAUGUUAAUUCAAUGAAAUCAUUUGACAACCUUAACAACUGGAGGGAGGAAUUUCUGAUCCAAGCAAGUCCUUCCGACCCAGAGAAUUUUCCUUUUGUUGUUAUAGGAAACAAGAUAGAUAUUGAUGGUGGGAAUAGUAGAGUGGUUUCAGAGAAGAAGGCUCGGGCUUGGUGUGCAUCAAAAGGAAAUAUCCCUUAUUUUGAGACAUCUGCCAAGGAAGGUGUUAACGUUGAAGAAGCAUUCCAAUGCAUAGCAAAGGAUGCCCUGAAAAGUGGAGAAGAGGAAGAAUUAUACCUGCCAGACACAAUUGAUGUUGGAAACAGCAAUCAGCAACGGGCAACAGGAUGUGAGUGCUGAAUAUAUAGAUUUUCUUUUCAAUACAAAUAAAGUAUAUUACUUAAAAUGAUUCCGCCGUGUUUAGCCAUUGCUGUCUGUGAGGCUUCAUUGUACAUUAAGUGUUUUUCAAGAAACAAAUUGGUCCAAGGCUAUUUGUUGGGUUCUUGUUUGGUUUGUGUUAAUUGUCAUAUUAGAUCUCCUUGUAUGGUAUUCUGAUAUUGUGAAAGAAACAGCAUAAGAUCAUUCUGUAGUUAUUUGUUACAUUGCUUAUUUUUCU
Gastrolobium bilobum is the source of this 983-nucleotide messenger RNA. Its product is annotated as ras-related protein Rab7. The record is from RefSeq and is a predicted model, not a curated record. Gene Ontology annotation, molecular function: GTP binding; GTPase activity. NCBI's taxonomy places the organism in Eukaryota, Viridiplantae, Streptophyta, Magnoliopsida, Fabales, Fabaceae. The transcript is spliced from 7 exons. Gene Ontology annotation, cellular component: vacuolar membrane. Bases 107 to 727 code for a protein of 206 amino acids.